UCGCCAACACUGAGGAGACGCCGGAGCGACACACCGUGGCCGACCUUGCCUCCCUCGACCAUACCUCUUCGCUCAACCUGGCUUCCGUCAGCCAGUCCACGGAGGACAUUGUCCUGGGGUCAUCGUCACGCCUGCAGACGCUCCCCGAGACGUCCGAAGGAGGCAGCCAGGAGGACGCAGGAAGCGCGGCUGCCUGAGGGCGAGGAGGACUCGAGUCCAGCCGCGAGCAACAAAGUGGCCUCCUUCUACAUCGGCGACGAGCACGGUUGCACGAGGGACUUGCCUCCUGCAGGAGUUCCCGACCCGUCCCCCCGCCCCCAACUUCCCCCCCGGCGAGUCCAGAUCCAGGAGCUGGAGGCCAAGAAGACGACGGUGGAGUUCACGCCGCCCGACGGCGGAUACGGCUGGGUAGUGGCGUUAGCUGCCUGCGUCGUCAACUUCUGGAUCGUCGGCUUCAUCAAAAGCUACGGCGUCCUGUACGUUCAUGUCCGGAACGCGUAUCCCGACGCGUCGGCCUAUCACGCCUCGUGGCUGCCCGCGCUGCUCUCCACCAUCGGCCUCAUCAUAGCUCCUGUCACGGGCGUCCUCUGCCGUCGCUUUACCUCCAGGAAAGUGUCGUUCUUCGGUGGCCUCUUCUGCUUCCUCGGCCUCGCCCUCGGGUCCCUGGCCAUGAGCAUGAAUCAGCUGAUCCUCUCGACGGGAGUUCUCACUGGUCUGGGCGCCGGCCUGACCACGACGCCGGGGGUACUCAUCGUGUCGCUGUACUUCGAGAAGCGGCGCGCCCUCGCCUCCGCCAUCUGCGUGUCUGGCAACGCCCUGGGCGGCUUCUUCCUGCCACCGCUGGUCGAUCACCUUCUGAGCACGUACGGCCUUCGGGGCACCAUGCUCAUCCUGGCCGCCAUGCAGCUACACAUUUGCGCCGCAUCCAUGCUGUACCGGCCCAUCCGCCAGCACGCCGUCAUCCAAGCUGUGCGGGCCGCACGCACUGCCCGCGCCGCCAGGGAGGACGAGGCCGACGCCGCUGCUGAUCUCCCCGAACACAAGCUAUUACCCAACACGCCUGCGACGCCGCGGCCGCCCUCGGCGCCGGCUGCGGCCUCCGCCCCCAAUACGCCCCUCUCGCGACCGCACGCCAUCUGGCAGAAGGUGGUGCGGCGGCGCUUGACCUCAGUGUCCGUGACGGUGGAGGACGAGGAGCUCAAGGGCCAGGUGUCCUUCCUGAGGUCAUCCUCCAUGAUGAACAGCAUUCCCGACCUGACGCAGUACGCGCGUUCGUGGAGCAUCUCGGCGGACAGGGCGUCGCUCGGCUCGCGCUCCUCCUCCAUCCGCCUCGCCCUCGACAGCAAGUCCUCGCUCUCCAGGCUGAGCUUGGGCGGCUUCAGCAAGUCGUCUUUGAACAAGCUGACGUGCGGCGAGUUGCGGCACCCGCCCCUCAUGCGACUGGCGUCGGACAGCGAGGAGCGCGCCGUGCGCCACCCGACUCUGCUGCGCCUGGCGUCCGAGGAGGACUCGCGCAUAUUCGGCUCGCGCGUCCACGGCGGCAGCGCGCGUCGCCUGUCACAUCCGCGCCCCGUCCAGGCGUCCUCCGAGGGCCGUGUGCAGCGCCAGCCGUCCUGUCGCAGCCUGGAGGGCAGGGUGCAGCGCCAGCCCUCCUGCCGAAGGGUGCAGAGCAGAAUCAUGGACGCCGUCAAGGAGCAGGACACGGACUCUCAGGGAUCUGACGAGCUCGAAGAGUGCCUGCAGAAGCUGUCAGAGCAGGAGCAGGAACGGGUAGCCUCGAAGGGCGACGAGGAGCUGCCGUCGACGGAGCUGCCGGCCACGAAGGCGCCCUCAGUCGAGGUGCUCCCCAUCGCCGAGCCAUCCCCGCGGAAGGGGCCGUCCGCGGACGUGCCGGCGAAGAGGGAGGCCUCGGCGCCGGACGCGGAGAAGCAGCACGAGGGUGAGAAGGAGGACAACCUGGAGGACGAGCAGCUGGUGGUGCUAGUGAAACGGCCCAACUGCUGCUGCUCGUGCCUGUCCAGCUGCCUCGACCUCUCGCUCUUCACCAACCCGCUGUUCAUGAUGAUGGCCAUCUCGGUGUUCUUCAUGGCCUCGGGCGCGCCCCACGCCAUCUUCUUCCUCCCGGCCUACGCCACCUCCAUCGACAUCCCGUCCUCGAAGGUGCCCCACAUGCUCUCCAUCUCGUCCAUGGUCGACCUCUGCGGCAGGCUGGGCAUCGGCUUUAUCUCCGACAUCGGCAUCUUCAGGAUCAGCCAUCUCUAUUUCAUAAGCGCCCUGGCCGCGGGCAUCGCCACCCUGCUGAUACCUCAGAUGACCACGUUCGCUUCCCUGUCCGUGACGCUAGGCGUCUAUGGCUACGGUAUCGGCGCGUGGUUCGUGCUCAUCCCGACGCUGCUCGCCAAGCACCACGGAGCCGCCAGACUGGCCUCGUCCUACGGCCUCGUGAGGCUCUUCCACGGGCUCAUGAACUUUAUCUCGCCUCAGAUCAGUGGUCUCAUGAUCGACACGACGGGAGACUUCGGCAGCUGCUACUACUUCAUGGGAACGUUCAUGGCGCUGUCGGCCACACUGCUCCUCCUCGAGCCCGCUCUCCUUCGGCACUCCGCCAAGAAGUCCAAGGAGAAGCAGGCACAAGAACAAACGCUCAAGACUCAAGUGUGAGCUUUCGGAGGCGAGGUCAAACUGCAGGAACAUGAUCUGAUUUCGAAGACUCAAGUGCAAGCCUACGAGGGCGAGGUUGCGGCGCUCGAAGUUCCCCUCCGACCUUGCUUUGGUGUCCGCGAUGGCGAGUGGUGCUCUUCGUGGGACUUGCGUGUCUGUCUGUCUGUCUCUUUCUAUCCCUCCCUCUCUCUCUCUCUCUCUCUCUCUCUCUCUCUCUCUCUCUCUCUCUCUCUCUCUCUCUCUCUCUCUCUCUCUCUCUCUCUCUUUCUCUCUCCGGUUUGUCUGAAAAGUAACUAAUAUCUCAACUUUUUCUCCGUGUGUUUGUGCGUCUGUGCUUGAGUGCAAGUAUGUGAGCUCGUAGGCAUCUGUCUACACUUCCGUAUGUAAAGGCGUGCAUAUGUGAGAGAGAGGAGAAAAAGAUAUUUGACUUAGUGUUCUGUACGACCUCUACGAAGUACAACUCCAGCCGCCGAUGCACACACGGUGCACAUGUACAGCACACGCGGCAGUUCCCUUGUCGCCGGUGCCUGUUGCACUGCACACGGUGUUCGUCCCUUGUAACUCACCAAACACAAUCAUAUCGAUGUUGGAACAAGUAGCAACCUCUCAGAAUGUAUUAUACAAACAGUAUUUCUAAUAUGUUUGGUCAUAUUUUUUAUGUAUUUUUUUUUUUUUUCUGGUAAAGAUUGAAGAAGGCUUCUGAAAACCUCAUGUUUCUUCCAUGUUAUUUUGGACCGCUGAUUGACGCGAUGUUUAUAAAUAGGCAAUUGCCCCCUCGGAGUAUUUAUAUGGAUGUAUGGGUUAAUGUAUGUAUAUUUGCAUACUUGUGAACAUACAUGCGUAACUGUUCUCUUUGUUCCUUUUUUAUUUUUUAUUUUUUGGAAAGUUCAGCCUCCAAAGAACAUGGUGUUAAUUCUGUGUUCGCCUCUGAAAUUGAUUACUAGAAGUAUCAUACAUAUGCAAUUAUAUGCAUCACUGAACUCAAUUUUUGUGCGUCUUUUGUAUAUAAAUGAAUGAAUAUAUAUGUGUAUAUAUAUGAAUAUAAUAUAUGUAGAAAAGGUAUGGAUGAGAGAGAUGUAUUUGAUCGGUUUCGAUUACAUC
Molecule: messenger RNA, 3762 nt
Organism: Penaeus chinensis
Lineage: Eukaryota; Metazoa; Arthropoda; Malacostraca; Decapoda; Penaeidae
Exons: 5
Biological process (GO): monocarboxylic acid transport; transmembrane transport
Molecular function (GO): monocarboxylic acid transmembrane transporter activity
Source: RefSeq, a predicted model, not a curated record